AAAAAAAGAUUUGAUGAUUUAAUCUGUUUUGCUAGAUUCAUUCCCCAUUUAGGAUUGAUUAUCUUGGUAAAACUUUCUAUUUGCAUUAUUUUGGAUAUAAAAUGAAACUUUGGGUUUAAAACUUCACUGUUUUGUUCAGUGCAUAUAGUCAGUAUUCACUUGUCUGUCUCCUCGUUCAACAAAUGUUAUUUGUCUGAGACGAGCGCAGUGGCAGCGACACGCUCAAAUGAGCACAGUCAGUGGAAAAAAGACCCUGACAUCCUACCUCCAUUCACGAAGAUCACUAUAUAAACCCCGUUUUCUGUGCGUUUUGUAUUUUUUGGGGGUGCGAGACCGGUGGGAACAUAUUUAUUCAUUUUAAGGGCAUGAUGUUACUUCUGAUGCUGAUGCUGUCCGUGGUUUUAUUGGCACACAGUGACGAUGAUUUCUGUUAUGAUGAGGAGCACUGUGAUCCAUAUGCAUGGGGAGACAACUACCCCUCUUGCCACCCUCUUCUGGACAGCCAUCACUCUCCGAUCAACCUGGACCAUCAGCUGAUGAAGAACGAUUCUUUAGACUCUCUGAAUCUGGAGGGUUUUAAUUUGACCCAUAAAGGCCAGUGGUGGCUGACAAACCAGGGUCACUCUGUUGUGCUGGAGGUCGGUAAUGGUAUGCAGGUGAGUGGCGGAGGGCUUCCUGGAACUUACCGCACAAUCCAGCUGCAUUUCCAUUGGGGAAGUGUCUCUUCAAAUGGAUCAGAACACACUCUGGACCACCUGAGGUUUCCUAUGGAGAUGCACAUAGUCAACAUCAAAUCCACACAUCCAAACUUGACCUCUGCACUUGAAGACCCAACUGGCAUUGCUGUGCUUGGAAUCUUUGUUGAUGUGACAUAUUUGCAUAAUGAAAACUUCCAGUCCAUCUCAAGUGCACUUCCUUCUGUUGCCUACAAAGGACAAACAAAAUCGAUAAGACCAUUUCCUUUGGUGAAUCUGUUACCUCAGAACAACCUAACACAGUAUUACCGUUAUCAUGGCAGUCUCACAACGCCGCCCUGUUCACAGGUGGUGUUGUGGACCGUGUAUGAAGUGCCUGUCUAUAUCUCAUGGACUCAGUUUGAGCAGUUUGUAAGCGGGAUAUAUUCCACGGAGGAAGAAGCUGAUAACCAUGUUCUCCUGCAUGACAACUACAGGCACAUCCACCCAACCUAUGGUCGGUCCGUAUACGCUUCCAAAGACGCCAAGCUGCUCACCAAUGGAGUUUCUUCUCUUGCCCUUCUCAAUCUUUUAAAUGUUCUUUUACUUUUGAUUUUUAAACAUUUAGCAUUUUGCAUAUAGCAGAACGGCAGCAUUAAAGUACUUGGACUAUUCAUGACACUUAAAAAACUGUGGGAAAAGCAGCUGGGAAAGCCAUUAUCCGGUCUAAAGGCCUGUUCACACCAAGAACGAUAACUAAAAAGAAUGCAUGAUAACUGAGCUGCAGUUUUGUUUUUGUUUUUUUGUUUUUUUGCCUGCCCGCUUUUGCUCUUUUUAUUGUUCAUCAGCUGGAAAAAAAACGUUCUGAAAGUGAUUCUAAUAUCGUUUCUCUGUUGUCAUCGUUAUAGCCAGUGUUGGGGAUAACACAAAGUAACGCGAGUUACGUAAUCGGAUGACUUUUUUCAAGUAACGCAUUACUUUUAAAAGUACAACAAAAUAUGAGUAACUUUUUUAAAUAAGUAAUGGAAGUUACUUUUUUUUUUUUUUUCAUUUAUUGACAGACAGCUCUCCUGUCCCCAUGUUCAGAGAAAUCGUGAGUUAGUGCAGAGGUGUUGUGUGCACUGUGUAAACAAGAUGGUUAUUGUAGUUCUAGACUACAAUAAUGGUUUCCCAAACACUGGUUAUAUCUGUGGUGUGGACUUCUCUAUUCUCAUAGACUUAUAAAAACUUUAUAGUUGUUGUCCUUGGUGUGAAUGGGCCUUAAAUGUACUUCUAUUCCUCAUAAUUCAUCAAGUACGAUUGUGUGAAUUAUGUCUGCAUAGAAACAAACUGUAGUUGCAUAAGUUAUAUCACACAUCUACAACAGCCCCAUUGAGUUUUCCAACCAAACUGCUAUAGGACGAGUGAUUAUCUUUGGCCAGCAUUCCCAUGUACGUAUUUCCCCGCAUACGUAUUUCAUUCUUACUGAACUUGAUCACUCAAAGCCUUUUCCUUGGAAGAAUUUCCCCAUUCAUACAUAAAGGGCACUUCGCGGGAUUUCAAAUGAUACCUUACAGUAGAAAGAUAAAGUUUCAGUAUUCAGUUCACUGCAUAGGCUUCACAUUCACUAGCUUUAAGUGGAGAUGGAUGCAUAAAUGUAUGUACACCACACUUGAUAAACCAAUGAUGUUAUCAUUCUGUGAAAAUACAAACUUACCUCAGGAGGCAAACUAUUUGAUGUAUACAAUAGUAGAGCUAGCAAUAGUUUGACUCAAGUGCAGUGUUCUUUUACAAAUAAUAAAGUGUUGAAAUAAAAAUGACUGUGUUUUGUCUAUUUUGACUGGCUCUCACACACAAGCGUGUUGUUGUAGUGGUCAUACCCUUCUCGUUCCUGUUACUGACACUGGGGGCACUGCUCACUCACACAAAGAGCCCUUGUUUCUGUCCCUUUCGAGGUUACUAGGUUUGCUAAUCUGGCCAGAGAGGUCACUCCCUGGCAUUCACUGACAGUACAAAACAGUCACUAUUUCAGUCUGAAGAUGUGAAGUGGACCUCAUCAACGAUUACUAGCCUAUACAUUUUUGUACUUGAAAAUGGUAAUAACACUAGAAAUUGUAAUAGCGUUAGGCCUAACUAUCGGUAUAUUAACUCUCCCAACCAUUGACGGAAUAUUCAGGUGUUGUGCCGAAUUCUGACCCCCGCAAAAUUAUUACCCCACAAGUAUUGGUAGGUUUAGGAUUAGGGGUGGGGUUAGGAUUUGGCAAUCAGGUAGCAACUUCAACGAGGGGGGGG
Messenger RNA from Megalobrama amblycephala (Wuchang bream), 2945 nucleotides. It is a transcript of the gene car15, whose product is annotated as carbonic anhydrase 15. The transcript is spliced from 8 exons. Gene Ontology annotation, cellular component: plasma membrane. Gene Ontology annotation, molecular function: carbonate dehydratase activity; zinc ion binding. Bases 366 to 1316 code for a protein of 316 amino acids. The record is from RefSeq and is a predicted model, not a curated record. NCBI's taxonomy places the organism in Eukaryota, Metazoa, Chordata, Actinopteri, Cypriniformes, Xenocyprididae.